Molecule: messenger RNA, 702 nt
Organism: Encephalitozoon cuniculi GB-M1
Lineage: Eukaryota; Fungi; Microsporidia; Unikaryonidae
Exons: 1
Coding region: 1-702 (233 amino acids)
Biological process (GO): vesicle-mediated transport
Cellular component (GO): membrane
Source: RefSeq, marked provisional
AUGCUUGUAAACAGGACCUUAGAGUACAAGAAGUUUGCAAGAAGAAGGGACACUAGGUUCACCCCGCUUUCUACUGCGAACGUGAGGGCAUCCUUGAGUGAUGUGAGGCGGAGCAUCUCCAGGUUGGGCAUCACCCAAGAAAAACAUACCAUGCCUUCGUUCUCAUCGAAAAGAAAGAAAAAAGACGAAAUUGACGAGAUCAAGAAGUGCAUAAGUGACCAGAUUCUUCAUGCAGAGAAGAGCAUUGGCGAGGCUUUGAAGAAUUUGAGUUCAAAGGUUCUCACGGAAUGCAUGCACGGAUACUUCUUUGGACAGCUGAAAGCAGCAAUUCGUGACUAUAGAGGGCUGCAGCAGAAGUUUCUGAAGAACAUAGACACGCAUGAAGAGGCGGAGUGUGAGGAUGAAGAGAAUGAGAGCAACACAAUGCUUCUUGAAAAUGUAAAGGACUUGAGAAAGUCGAUCUAUGACCUUACCUCUGUCCUUCUCGAUAUGAAGAUGGCUGUUGGGCAGCAAUCGCUCCAAAUAGAUAGACUGGACUUUUAUCUCGACUCUAUAAACUUUUAUCUUGAAGGAGCCAACAACGAGCUGGAAAAGAUACCCGCCUCCCGUCGGAGAGUGAAGGAUAAGGUCAUGUACUCCAUGUUACUUCUUUCCAUUGUGCUUGUUCUUAUGUCUAUGAUAAAGAUCACCAGGAGCAAGUAA